AUGAAAUCACUUAUUAUAUUAUCUGUGCUCAUUCUCGCUACAAUGGUAUUUUCAGCACCACCACCACCACCGCUGCCACCAUCAGCACGAGCACCACAACCAGAACCACAACAACAACAACCACCACCAAAACAACAACAACAACAACAACCGCCAAAACCACAACAACAGCCACCACCACCACCACCACCACCACCAAAAGCUGGCUCAUCGUCAGUAUCAUCUACGCGACGUUCAUCACCAGCUAGUUCAUCGUCAGUAACAACUGUACCACCUCAAGAAGCAGCUGGCUCAUCGCAGGUAACAUCUGUAGUACCUCAAUCAGCAGCUGGCUCAUUGGAAGUAACAUCCAUGCCAUCCGGUCAAGGCAAUACUGAUGCUCCACAAAGUGGAACCGAACCUGUACCAAAUGGUGACAAAUAG
Molecule: messenger RNA, 423 nt
Organism: Adineta steineri
Lineage: Eukaryota; Metazoa; Rotifera; Eurotatoria; Adinetida; Adinetidae
Source: the annotation of a GenBank genome assembly